Phyllopteryx taeniolatus (common seadragon) is the source of this 4539-nucleotide messenger RNA. RefSeq names its product atonal bHLH transcription factor 1a (gene atoh1a). The transcript has 2 exons. Bases 3200 to 3988 code for a protein of 262 amino acids. The record is from RefSeq and is a predicted model, not a curated record. Gene Ontology annotation, molecular function: protein dimerization activity. Lineage: Eukaryota; Metazoa; Chordata; Actinopteri; Syngnathiformes; Syngnathidae.
AAUAUCCAACCUGUCGGUAGCCUCAGGAGCCCGGCCAGGCCCCGUUGGGCGAGGAGGGGGGGGGCUUGUAUGGGGAGAGAGGGGGCGAACGCUCGGCGCCAGACCGACGUCCCUUGUGAUGGAUGCAUGAAUAAAAAAAAAAAAUGCAUGGAUGGAAGCCUGCUUGGUGGUUAUUCCCAUAAUGUUUGGAAAAGGUAUCUUUAUUUGUUCCGAACCCAAAUCUUUGCAAACCGAAGCAAUGCUGCCCGCUCAAAUGAACGGAAGUAGAAUUCAUCCAUUCCGGCCCCUUAACAAGUUAUGUUUUCCUUUUUUUUAUCGGUGAUAAUAGUAGUUAACGAACAAAUACAGUACAUUAUAGAAAUAAGUGAAAACACAUUUUAUUAUGAGGCAAUAACAAUGUUUUCCUGGCAGGCACGUGCACAGACAUUUUGGGAGGCUGGUACUCAAGCCAAAAAAUAGGGCACCCAAAAAUUCUAAAUCUAAAUUAUUCAUACAAUUAAAAAAAAAAAAACAGGAGUAUGUGGAUUAUGGAUUUAUUUAUGUUGCCACAAUGCAGUGAAUAAUACAAUUAUAAACAAAGGAGGUGAAGGGAAGCUAAAGGGGAUAUAAAAAGUCUACACACCCUUGUUAAAUUGGCAGGUUUUUGUGAUACAGUAAUCCCUUGUUAUAUUGCGGUUCACUUAUUGUUGAUUCAGUGCAUCGCAGAUAGUAUAAUUACUCACCUCCACAUCUUGGGUUCAGUUAGCUUUGCUGGCUAUUUGCCUAUGAUGUGGCGGCAGUGACUCACAUAAGGACAAAUCGGCUCUUUUUCUUGGAUGGAUGGAAGCCUGCUUGGUGGUUAUUCCCAUAAUAUGUUUGGAAAAGGUAUCUGCAGUGUGGUUUGCAAAAACUUCAUUUGCUCCGAACCCAAAUAGUAAUCGGUAUCAAGGAAGUCUUGUGUUUUUUAUGUCACGUGUUGACUUUUAAGUAUUAAGUGAUGCAUAUCAACUAUGAAGAGCUUCGUGUUUUGGGGAGAAACUCUAGCUUGGGCCGUUAGUGGAAGUUAGGGCAAGUCUUUGCUGCUUUUACAUGUUCACGCGCAUUUUUGCCGUCUAUAUAUAGUUUUAAAUCAAAUCAUCUGCCAUUUAUUUUUAAGGGUAAUGUAAGAUGAGUUUGAAAUGAUAUUGAAGCUAUUGGGUGGGGAUCAUUAUGUGGUAUAUUUAUUUAGCAUGUAACAGUUCUGCCUGUCACUAUACGUCACUGGCAUAGAAAGAUAGUUUGUUUGUAGUAAAUAACUGCUGUUCCCUCUCGCGGAACACUAAUGUGCGAAGGUACAGUGGUUGGGUAUCAGUGAGCUACUGUUUUCUACACGGUCCUUAAUUGAGCGUGCUGCAAUUAGGUCCAAAUAGCCCGCUAUUAGUGCACGCUUCAUCAGCCACGUCACACUUUAAAAAGUCUGCUGCUUUGAUCGCUCUUUAAUACAGUUUCCUCCUUCAAUGCGAUCAUCACAUUGAUUGGCAUUAUCGCAGAGUUUACACACACACACACACACACACACACACGUGAGUCAGUGAGGGAACCGGGUUCAUGUUACCGAAGCCUCCCUCGAAGCCUCGUACACCGGGCAGGGCGUUCCGAGGCUCGGAUCAAAAGGCCGGGUGAAACUGGAGAUGAUGGAAGGGAGGAAGAAUGGACAGAGAGAGCAGAGCGCGAGGCCCAGGAACCGUUUGUGAAAUGCCACCCCACCCCUCCCCCCCUCCCCCCCACAUAUUUAUUUUACACACACUUCAUGGUCAACCUCCAGCACUUUUUAAUGCCCGUUCAUAGUUGUUCCGAUCUCUUUAAGGUGCAUUUUUUUGAAGCGUUCCAGUGCAUUCAUUUGCAUGCACAGGGGGUUAUCAGUUCCCUAUAUACUGUAUGGCAGAAAAGUAAGUAAAUAAAUAAAUCCAUCGGUGAUGAACCGCAAUAUUGUGGGGGAAAACAGAUGUUAACUCGUGUUUAAAGUUAAUUUUCCUAUGGGAAGUAAUGGAAAAGUUAUUAGGUCAAACUGUCACCAUUAUGAAAACUUUAUUGAAUACAGGUAAGUUGUGUAACAUUGCUUAAUGGCCAUCCAGGUAUAUAUAUAUAUAUCGUCGCAGUAAGUUGCAUUUCUGCUAUGGUUGUAUCACUAUUUUCCAAGUCUCGCGUGAUCUCGUGCAUUCAUUGUUCAGUUUUUGGAGAACUUUUGAGAGAUUUUGUCUUUUUUUUUUUUUUUUUUUAAGGCAUUGACCGUGGGUCACCCAAAAUAUGUUGACACUUAAGUAGUAGUAGUAGAAGCAGUUUGUUUGUUGUUUUUUUGGGUCAAUUGUGAUCUGAAAAGCACGGAAGUGUAUUGCAUUCACUUGAAUUAAAAAAAUAAAAUAAAAAACUCCUGUUUUUCUGAAUAAUUUUUUGGAGGGAUUUGUUUUUUUAAUAUUUUUUUUCAGUUUUUCCGAGUAUUUUUUUUCUCCAAGUGAAUGCAAUACGCUUCCGUAGAAAAGAGACUGAUAAAUCAAUAUAUACGCUCAUUAUUAGGUGGUUUAAAAACAGAAAAUCAAUUGGUGGCUUUUGCAUAAACGAUGCCGACGUUUUGAGACAGCUUCUCAUGCAAAAGCAUCAGAAAGUGUCCCUAAACUUUUGAACGCGCUGCACAUUAAUGCGUGUCUUCUGUCUGUAUACAGUACAUGGGUCCUCGUUUUACGACUGAGAUCUGUUCAAAAGCGUACGUAAGUCGGAACAUACGCUAACGCAGUGGUAAAGUCAUAAUUACUUUAUUUGCUUUAAAAAAAAAAAAGGUUUUAGGUCAUAAAUAACAAACUAAAAUCGUGCACGUGUGUACUCGGUGGGGGGUGGGGGGGGGGGGGUCUCAUGACUUCCCUUUUGUUUUUGCUCAAAAGUAAUAGUAAUGUUAUAUGUAUUAUGUUAUAAUAAACAGUCCAACGUGGGAGCAGGGUCAUUGAACGUAUCUUUUCGGCCGGUAUGUUUUUGGGGUUUUUUUUCUUUCUCGGCGUCUUCUGAUUGGUCGCCUACACGCGACCUGCGCGAGGAGGGGGGCCGCGAGACGCGUGCCGCCUUUUAAACGGACGCCGCGUGGAUCUCCAGACGCCAGAGACACGCGACCCGCGCGAAGCCAAACCGUCCCCGGUAUCGUGUUCACCACCUGCAGGAGUGAUUUGCGCGGCGUGGGUGGGGGGGAGGAAACAUGGACGUCCUGAGCGUGGCAGACUGGUGUCAGGACGCCGAGGAGGCGAGCUUUGAAAGCGACCCACGCGACUGGCUCGCUUCCCGCGAGACACGCGACACUUCGGCGGACUACCUCGGACAUUCGCCCUGCUCCAGCGCUGGCUCAUAUCACGAGAGCGGCUCGCCGGACUCCGCGGGCCACCGCAGCCCUCCCAGCGCCCGUAAAGCGGCCGAGGGCUCGCUCAAAGUCCGGGAUCUGUGCCGCCUGAAGGUCCUGGCGGUCCCCGGGGCCGAGCAGGACGCGAACGCCCGGCAGAGGGCCCCGUCCGGCAAGCCCGCCACCGGCGUGCAGCGGCAGAGGCGCGUCGCCGCCAACGCCCGGGAGCGACGGCGCAUGCACGGCCUGAACCACGCCUUCGACGCGCUCCGCAACGUCAUCCCGGCGCUGGACAACGACAAGAAGCUGUCCAAGUACGAGACGCUGCAGAUGGCGCAGAUUUACAUCAACGCCCUGGCGGAGCUCCUGCAGGACCCGGCGGCGUCUUCUUCGGCCGACGGCGGGGCUCCGCAGUCGGCGAGCAACUCCUCCGAAGGUCAGCUGGCCGCGCACAUCGACGCCAUGUCGCUGCACGGCGCCUUCGACGACGUGUCGUUCGCCGCCUUGCAGGUGGAGGAAGCCGGCGGCUCCCCUCCAGCGGCGCAGGCGGACUCGCCCCGCAGCGACGGCGAGUUUUCCCCGCACUCCCACUUCAGUGACUCGGAUGAGAUGGCGGUGGAGGAGGACGAGCUCCACGCGGUUUCUUUCUAAAAUAAUUUCACACACAAAAAAAAAAAUAUAAUAAUAAAUAACACGACAUAAGCAGUGUCAACCAAAUUGUUGUCCAACUUUUUUUUUUCUUUUUCUUUGUGACAUUAAUUUGGUUUCUGCCAAUUUGGAAGUUGCCAGGUCUCAUCGCCAUUUUAUCCCCCACUUUCAACCCCCCCCCCCCUCCCAAAACGCAGUCCAGUCUUCCACUAAAUUGUAUUUUAUUGUUAUGUUUGUGUCAUGUAUUUUGUUUGCAACUUCAAAAGUUCACCAUGUGCACUUUACAAAUGAUGAUGAUGUGUAGCCUAUACGAGCCAGGGGCUUGACAAAUGAUUUUUAUUCCACACCCCACAACAAAAUGAAUAAUAUGUUUGCUUGCUUGUAGCAUAGUACUGCCAACUCUCCCUAUAGAGCUUAUUUAAUGUAGCCAUCAUUUUUUUUUUUUUUUGUACCUAGCCCUUUUUUUGUAUGUGUGUCUUUUGCUUUCACUGGAUGAGAUUAAUUGACAUGUAUAUUUAUUGUUUUGUUUUGAUUUGUUAUAACCUUCUUUUUUU